Messenger RNA from Aedes aegypti (yellow fever mosquito), 875 nucleotides. Its product is annotated as cuticle protein. Bases 45 to 782 code for a protein of 245 amino acids. Gene Ontology annotation, cellular component: extracellular matrix. Lineage: Eukaryota; Metazoa; Arthropoda; Insecta; Diptera; Culicidae. The transcript is spliced from 2 exons. The record is from RefSeq and is a predicted model, not a curated record.
UCUAUUCAUUUGAACACAAGCAGCAAGUAUCAUUUAAAAACGAAAUGGCAUCCAAGUUUGUGACCUUCCUCGCCCUGGUUGCCGUUGCCCAUGCCGGAGUCCUCGCUCCUGUUGGCUACUCGGCUCCUCUAGGAUAUGCCUCUCCUUUGGCCUCCAAGACUCUUGUCACUGCCCCACUCGCCAAGACCGUUGUCGCUGAACAGUACGACCCCAACCCACAGUACUCCUUCGCGUACGGAGUUUCCGAUGGUCUGACCGGCGACCAGAAGUCCCAACAGGAGUCCCGCAGCGGAGAUGUCGUCCAAGGAUCCUACUCGCUGGUUGAUUCUGACGGUUUGAAGCGUACCGUUGACUACGUUGCUGAUCCGAUCAACGGAUUCAAUGCUGCUGUUCGUCGUGAACCACUGACCGUUGCUGCCAAGACCAUUGUUGCCCAGCCUGCCUACGCUGCUCCAGUUGCCAAGACCAUCAUCUCUCAGCCAGCUAUCGCCAGUUACGCCAGCCCUCUGGCCGCUAGGACCAUCGUUUCUCAGCCAGCUCUGGCUUCGUAUGCCUCUCCUCUGGCCUCCAAGACCAUCCUUUCUCAGCCAGCCUAUGCCUCUUCUCUGGCCACCAAGACCAUCGUCUCGCAACCAGCUAUCGCCUCUUAUUCCGCUCCUCUGGCCGCCAAGACCAUCAUCUCGCAGCCAGCUCUGACCUCCUUUGCCGGUCCACUUGCCGCCAAGACCAUCGUUUCGCAACCCGCCCUUGCCAGCUAUGCUGCACCAGCUUACUACAACUAAAUGAUGAGAGUGCUUGCUUGUUAUCUGAUAUUGAAUGAUGAUCGAACCUGAACUGACUAAUUUAUUUGUAAUAUAUUGUUGAAUACUUGCAAA